AUGCCACCACCCGACCGCAAACCCCAAAGCUCAACGAUGCGCGCCCUCAACCCCAAAGAUGCAAAAGUCCUCGCUCAAACAGGGCGCCUUCCUCCUAAAACAGCAUCAGCGCCUACUUCUCUCCCUCAACCAGAGCCAUCACCAAUUCCAGAACCAGGAAGACCCAGCCUAACCCGCAAAAGGCCGCUCCACACCUUCUUCUCCAACCUCCGGCAACGCUACACACAGCGCUGUGCAGCUCUCCCGCGGCCAAUUCGACUUAUGGGCCGUGGCGCUCGCUUUUUAGUUCCAGUCAUUCCUAUCUGUCUUUUCUUCUCGGAGCAUGUCGCGCAAAUAAUGUGGGUCAAGGGCCCGUCGAUGACGCCGUAUCUCAACGAGGACUACGACCAGAUGCAAACGAAGAGCGAUAUGGUAUUGGUCAACAUGUGGUCGCUGCAUCGGAUACUACCGUGGAAGAACGAUAAGAGGUUAGAGAGGGGGAUGAUUGUCACAUUCCGGUCACCUGCCAACUCCUCCCAUAUUGCUAUCAAACGUGUCGUUGGUCUCCCCGGUGAUCGCAUUACCACUCGUGAACCGUGCUUGAAAGCUACUCAGAUCAUACCGUGGAAUCAUGUCUGGUUGGAAGGCGAUGCGGAUGCGGGCAGGACCCUCGACAGCAAUACAUAUGGCCCCGUCAGUAUAAGUCUGAUUACCGGUCGAGUCAUUGGUGUGCUGUCUCCACGUAUGCGCUGGUUGGAUUGGACACAGUGGGAGUCUGGCCACUCAAAUGAGGCUGGUUCGGAUAGUCCGUUGGGACCUAAUUAUCGGCAGGAUGUUCGCGACCGCGUAGUAAAGGAAGCUGUCAAGUUGGAGAGGCCACCAGAUUAUUGA
Penicillium brasilianum is the source of this 870-nucleotide messenger RNA. NCBI's taxonomy places the organism in Eukaryota, Fungi, Ascomycota, Eurotiomycetes, Eurotiales, Aspergillaceae. The record is from the annotation of a GenBank genome assembly.